AUGAUGGAAAAUUCUUUUGGUAUAGAUAGCAAAAAGACCUUCAAGAGAUAUACUCGCUUCCUCCUACCAAUAUUUGGCCUGAUCUUAAUUGUAUUUUCUAUUUUACCUAUUUUAAACUUUAUAAAUGAUCCUAUCAGACAAGGCUUCAGCGAUCCCUUCAAAAGAAAAUUAAGGCAAAAGAUUUCAGACGAGAAUGAGUUCCAAGAAUUUUUAGAAAGGUAUAAUAAAAACUAUGAGACAGAAGACGAGUAUUUCACUCAUUUCAAAAACUUUUUGAUUAAUUACUCUUUUAUUAGGUAUCAUAACAUGCUGGGAAAAUCAUGAACACUUUCAAUAAAUAAAUUCGCUGAUUUAUCUACAACAGAUUUUCAGAGCCAAUUCCUGAUGAAUAAAAUUGAUAUUCCUCUGAUCUCAAAUAAGAAAAUUGCGACUUUUGAAGAAAAUCCUCAAAUUCCUGUAGAUUUAGACUGAAGAGAUACAGGCGCAGUUCUGCCAAUACGAGAUCAAGGACGUUGCUUUAGUUCAUGAGCAUUCUCAGCAGCUUCUAGUAUUGAAAGUCUUCAAUAUAUCGCUACUAAUAAGACUGCAAGCCUUUCUCCACAACAGCUGGUUGAUUGUUCAGGCUCAUUUGGAAGUGAGGGGUGCUAUGGCGGCACCCCAUCUCAAGCGUUUUCUUAUGUCAUUCUAAACGGAAUUGUUAAAGACAGCAAAUACCCUUAUUUGUCUACCAAUGAAGAUUGCCAAAAGAAAAAAAUAAAAAAACCAUAUGUGAAAAUAUCAGAUUUUAAUUAUGUAAGUCCUAAUGAUGCAGAAUCACUAUUAAACGCAGUCGCCCAGCAGCCGAUUUCUGUAAUGGUAGAUGCUGAUCCUAAAAUAUGGCAAUUUUAUCACAGCGGGAUAUUAACUGAAGACUGCGGGACUGGCCUUAAUCAUGCUGUGGUAAUUGUGGGCUAUAAUAACACAGAUGCCACACCAUAUUGAAUCGUGAGAAAUUCUUGGGGCAAUUGAUGGGGUGAAGAAGGCUAUAUUAGAAUAGCAAACGUCGCUGGAAGCGGAAUCUGUGGCAUCAAUAUGCUGCCAACCUUCCCAAUAUUUUAG
Molecule: messenger RNA, 1098 nt
Organism: Blepharisma stoltei
Lineage: Eukaryota; Ciliophora; Heterotrichea; Heterotrichida; Blepharismidae
Source: the annotation of a GenBank genome assembly